Molecule: messenger RNA, 335 nt
Organism: Funneliformis caledonium
Lineage: Eukaryota; Fungi; Glomeromycota; Glomeromycetes; Glomerales; Glomeraceae
Source: the annotation of a GenBank genome assembly
UAACAUUUGAAAAUGCUAAAUUUGUAGAUAAGGAUCUAACUAUACCAUUUGAUGAAACAUUAGCCAUUGACAAUAAAAACUUUUGUGAAGAAAGGUUAAUAAUUUUUGAACAAAGAAUUGUUUACAAAAAAUUACAUGAAACAUAUAAGAAAGCUCUUUUAAAAAUUUUGCAAACAAAUUUUCGAUCACAUCAACUAAUUAAUUUACUUCAAGAGUUUAUUGAUAAUAAAGAUAAUGAUGAGCAUUUAGAUUUAGAAGAUGAAUUUCAAGAAGGUGAUAAUACUAUUGAUAAGAAAAAUGAAUCUCUAGCAUUAUUAUUGCAAAAUCUAAAGUAA